Messenger RNA from Oncorhynchus nerka (sockeye salmon), 2584 nucleotides. Its product is annotated as heparan sulfate 2-O-sulfotransferase 1. The record is from RefSeq and is a predicted model, not a curated record. Bases 315 to 1391 code for a protein of 358 amino acids. The transcript has 7 exons. Gene Ontology annotation, cellular component: membrane. NCBI's taxonomy places the organism in Eukaryota, Metazoa, Chordata, Actinopteri, Salmoniformes, Salmonidae. Gene Ontology annotation, molecular function: heparan sulfate 2-sulfotransferase activity.
UCCUCCGAUGAAGGUAGGCGUGUUAAGUGAACUGAACGGGACAGCUCUACAGAGAAAGACUCGCCGAGACCGAGAAACACAAACCCGCUUCUGUUGACACCCUUGGGGGGGGGACAUCUCAACAUCAAGAAUACGGCAUUGAGGUUGCAUGCAGAGUAUAUUAUAGUAUGAAACAUCAUUUGGACCUGAGUGUGUUUCCUACUGCACAACCAGGGUUUUAACAGACACUCGUUCGCUCUGUAAUUGACAAUUCCAUUACCUUUUUAUGUAGUAUUUUCUAAACCUGGAAUGACCUGUUCUUACUGGAUUGUUUGAUGGGGCUUCUAAGAAUCAUGAUACCGCCCAAGUUUCAGCUUCUGGCGCUGUUGGCAUUCGCAGUGGCCAUGUUCUUCUUGGAGAACCAAAUCCAGAAGCUGGAGGAGUCUCGGGGAAAGCUAGAGCGGGCCAUCGCGAGGCACGAGGUGCGUGAGAUCGAGCAGCGGCACACACAGGAUGGCCUACGGGAGCGGGAGGCCCCCUCGGUGGCCGACAGCGAGGACGUGGUGGUUAUCUACAACCGCGUGCCCAAGACGGCCAGUACCUCCUUCACCAACAUCGCCUACGACCUGUGUGGCAAGAACCACUACCACGUGUUGCACAUCAACACCACCAAGAACAACCCGGUCAUGUCCAUGCAGGACCAGGUGCGGUUUGUGAAAAACGUGACAGAGUGGAGGGAGAUGAAGCCGGCGUUCUACCACGGUCACGUUUCUUUCCUGGACUUUACAAAGUUUGGAGUAAAGAAGAAGCCCAUCUACAUCAAUGUGAUCCGCGACCCCAUCGAGCGCCUGGUGUCCUACUACUACUUCCUGCGUUUUGGGGACGACUACCGGCCCGGCCUGCGGCGCCGGAAACAGGGGGAUAAGAAGACCUUUGAUGAGUGUGUGUCGGCGGGAGGCUCAGACUGCGCCCCGGAAAAGCUGUGGCUGCAGAUCCCCUUCUUCUGUGGUCACUACUCUGAGUGCUGGAACGUGGGCAGUCACUGGGCCCUGGAGCAGGCCAAGUAUAACCUGGUCAAUGAGUACCUGCUGGUGGGGGUGACAGAGGAACUGGAGGACUUUGUUAUGAUGCUGGAGGCGGCGCUGCCACGCUUCUUCAGGGGUGCCACAGAGCUCUACAGAACAGGGAAGAAAUCCCAUCUGAGGAAGACGAGUGAGAAGAAGCCGCCGACCAAGGAGUCCAUCGCCAAGCUGCAGCAGUCGGCCAUCUGGAAGAUGGAGAACGAGUUCUACGAGUUUGCCCUGGAGCAGUUCCAGUUUGUCCGGGCUCACGCCGUCCGGGAGAAGGACGGGGAACUCUACCUCCUGGCCCAGAACUUCUUCUACGAGAAGAUCUACCCCAAAACAAACUAACUAAUGCACAUGGAAGAUGGACCCUUCAUCUAGGCUUCAUCCCGUAGUCACAUACACUGGACAGAGGAGAAGAGGAAGACUAAUAUAAUCAGUGGGUCUGUGGAACUGUCUGUGUUGGACGUUAGUCAGCAGUUUCUGAAUGUCGCCCACUUAACUAACUGACUCCUCCUCCUCGUCUCCAUAGUAGCCGACAGAACUAGGAAGUGGCCUCUUCCUGGUGCGAGAUCAUGCCAAUAGGUCAUGUUCCCACCAGCAUCCCAGGUCCAGGACUCCCUUUAUACUUCCAGGUGAAAGGUCACAGGAGUGGUAUGCCCGACGGACACAUGACAGGAGACGAGUCUACUUGGCAGCUGCCCAUGUUCUCUUUCUUCUGAUCACAUGAUUUAUAUUUUCCGUCCAGGGGGAGGGGUUUUAUUGGCCGUGUUCUGUUUGGUUUCGUUUUUGUGGUUUAUUCUACUUUACUAUCAUCGUCUAUGGGAACAUUGUUGACCCAGUUUUAUACGUUAAGAGGGUGUAAUUUUUUAUGUUGUAACCCUCCCACUAAUAACUUAAAAGUUGACUACUAUGUUAUCUUGGAGUUUACCUAUAUGAACUGCAGACAUUUUUCCAAAAUCUAAAUCCUGUGACCUCUAUAGACUUGAGUGACGGAUGCACCCUGUUCACGACUGUGGUACUACUAUUCAGUGUUUGAUACUAUACUAUACUUAUUUAGUUGUUUUCUGACUCUUUCACCCGGUUGGAAUAUUGCUAGGAGGAAUGUGAAGUAUUUGCACAUGAUUUAAUUAAACUGUGGAAGAAGACAGACAACCGACCAUUUAGCUGCUGUACAUAAUACUAAUUUCAAUCUGGAUCAAACAGUUAUUCUAUAUCAAGAGGACUUACUAUUAAUACCUUAUUUCAGCUCUGGUAUAACACAUUUAGUUAAUGAGACAUUUAUAGAUUUUUCUCUCGACUUUUGUUAUUUUCUCUAUAUUGGCAAGAGACCAUUUAAUUUUUGUGCUUUUACUGUCAUAACCCAAAGAUCUCCCAAAACUGUUGUUUUACUGCUUUAAACUCAUGAACUUGCUGAAUUUCUUGACAUGAUAUUUGAUGACUGAAUUUAGAUGCUAUUUUGCUAUUCCCCUUAGGAUCAUAACUUGCAACCCAUUUUCAUUAAAUGUGUGGUUAUUAUGUAAGACUAUAACCUAACCUAA